Messenger RNA from Schistosoma turkestanicum, 1366 nucleotides. NCBI's taxonomy places the organism in Eukaryota, Metazoa, Platyhelminthes, Trematoda, Strigeidida, Schistosomatidae. The record is from the annotation of a GenBank genome assembly.
AUACUUCACUUCAUUCAUUUUACAUCAUGUCAAAGGAUAGAGCAAUUGCUAUACCUGUUCAUCGUGAUAAUAGAACAUUUGAACAAUAUAGAAAAGAUUUUUUAAAAGAUAUAGAAAAUUUUCCAAAUCAUAGAAAUAGAAUUCUACCAUAUCAUCAUGAUGAUUGGUUCAAUGAAGUAGAUGAUUGGAUUAAAUCAUCUUGGAAAAGAUGGGAUGAUGAAAUGAAACGUAUUAGAAAUGGAAUGUUUCAGUUAAUGCCAUUGGAUAAUUUUGGUUUAAACAAAUGGGAUAUGUUUGACGAUUCAUUUGAUCCGAAUAAUUUAAUUAAAAAAAUGGAAAACUCUAUACAAGAAUUUCGUCGGGAAAUGGGUAUAAAUGAUGCACCUUUAACUGGAUCAUUAAAUGACUUCUUAAAAGAUGCCUAUGAAGUUGGUAAAGAUGGAAAGGUUUAUUUCAAAGUUAGAUUUAAUGUAAAAGGCUUUUCACCGGAAGAUAUCAAUGUCAACACUACAGAUAAUCGUGUGGUAGUCAGUGCUAAAAAAGUGACCGAAACUGGUACAUCAAAGAGUUCACGUCAAUUCUGCCGUAUGAUUGACUUACCACAAUCAAUUGAACAAACAAAAUUAGAAUGUCAUUUAACAGACGAUGGAGUUUUAUUAUUAGAAGCUCCAGUAAAAUCAAAUAAUCAUAAAUCAGUUACAUUUAAUGAUCAACGUCAACUUGCCAUUCGACCUGCAUCAAAUAGUCAUACUGGAAAUGUAACACCAUCGAAAGCUUUGAUUGUUAAAGGUAUCAAUGGUUUAACAAUAAUUGAUGAAGGUUUCAAAGGUAAACGACUUCAUGUUGAAAUACCAAUUGAUCCAAUGUAUAAAUCUGAUGAUAUAUGUGUUCAUGUUGAUUCUAAUCGUUUAGUAGUAUCUGGUCGACAUUCAAAAUAUGAUAGCCGUAGUCCACGUUGGACAAACAAUAAUCCAUCUGCUGAAUUUUCACAUUCAUACGAUAUUCCGCAUAGAGUUGAUCCAUUAUCAGUCACUUCACAAAUGGUUGGCAACACAUUGGUAGUUGAAGCUCCAAUAAUGAGAUCUUAUUAAUAUUUUCUUUUGUGAAAAAAAAACAUGUAGAAGAAUCUCAAUGUCAAUUUGAAAUCUUAAUGUCUGUUGUUUAUUCACUGUCUACAAGAAUGUUACACUUUAAAUUAGACAUAUAUAAAUUUUUGAUAUUUUACUAACCGUUGAAAUGUGUUCUUAUUUAUUUAUUCAUUUGAAAACAUUGAAUUGUAAUAAUUUUUGUCAUGAUUGGUGUUUAUACUUUUUUUAAGUAGUGCUAAUUGUAAAUAACAACAAAUUAAUAGAUUAUUUUGUUUUGA